AUGCAAGCUACUAAACCUCCACUGUCAUCGGCUCGUCAUCAAGGUAUCAAGACACAUCUUUACCUGAUUGGUAAUUCUACUGAAGGCAAUUGUGUCUCUGCUGAUGAGAGCUUACUGGAUGCUCUCCUACUUUCUGCGUGGGAAGAUUGUUCAUGGAAAGGCCUGCUCAAAUAUGAUGUAACAAUGUGUGAAACAAAGGUGUUUGCUAUCAUUGGGGGUGAAAAGGACUUGCUUAAUCAGUUUAAUGAUAAAUGGAACUUAAGCUUCCCUGCUGAGUUUGAGAAAAAUACCCUCCAGCCAUUAGGACCUGAGAAGCCAACUCAUAUGAAAAUUCUCAGGGAGAAUCUUCUAUUUUGCAUUGCAAGUGGAGAAAAGGAGAGUUGUCAAAGUCAACUUAUUCCUUCGCAUGCAAUUCCUAUGCAUGGAUUCUUGAUUCUGGUUAAUGUGAAUCCCGUCGAGUAUGGGCAUAUCUUUUUAGUUCCUUAUGGUACAAAGCAAAGACAAGAGUUUUGGCACAAGGAGAUGUUCUAUUUGAUUUCACGGUUUGCAAAGGAAAACUUUAAAGAAUAUUGCAUUUUAAUAUUAUACCAAAAACCUUACAGUUUGUUGCUACCUGUGGAACAGGCUGCUUACUUUGCAAACCAUUUACCGGUGGAACUUCUUACAGUUAUCAAUGUAUAUGACUGCAAGGAUAACAAAGGAGUAAGCAUAUCUGAGCUUGCAGAUUAUCCUCUUAAGACAAUGUUGUUUACAAGCUAGAACUUGGAAUAACUUGUUGGAUUAGUAGCUGAAAUAUGCUCUAUUUUACAGUAA
Messenger RNA from Asparagus officinalis (garden asparagus), 813 nucleotides. RefSeq names its product GDP-L-galactose phosphorylase 2-like. The record is from RefSeq and is a predicted model, not a curated record. Gene Ontology annotation, cellular component: cytoplasm. Gene Ontology annotation, molecular function: GDP-D-glucose phosphorylase activity. The transcript is spliced from 6 exons. Lineage: Eukaryota; Viridiplantae; Streptophyta; Magnoliopsida; Asparagales; Asparagaceae. Gene Ontology annotation, biological process: glucose metabolic process.